Molecule: messenger RNA, 1274 nt
Organism: Xenopus laevis (African clawed frog)
Lineage: Eukaryota; Metazoa; Chordata; Amphibia; Anura; Pipidae
Gene: wnt1.L
Product: Wnt family member 1 L homeolog
Biological process (GO): canonical Wnt signaling pathway; cell fate commitment; Wnt signaling pathway
Cellular component (GO): extracellular region
Molecular function (GO): signaling receptor binding; cytokine activity; frizzled binding
Source: RefSeq, marked provisional
GUAGCAGGCUCCUGUGCUGCCAUUCUUCAUCAUCGGGACUGUAUUGCCAAGAAGCCCAGGUAUCCCCUUGAGACCUGCACCGACCCCGCCGACCCCUUGCCUUCCCACCUGUUGCUGUUUCUGCCUUGGGUGCAUCUUGUCUCCAAAGCAAUGAGGAUCCUCACUUUUCUGCUCGGCCUGAAGACUCUGUGGGUUUUGGCCUUUUCUUCUCUGUCCAACACCAUCGCAGUGAAUAACAGCGGCAAAUGGUGGGGGAUAGUGAAUGUGGCUUCUGCAGGGAACGUGCUUCCUGGAUCAGAUGCUCGGCCUGUUCCUUUGGUGCUAGAUCCAAGCCUGCAGCUACUUAGCCGGAGGCAGAAACGUUUAAUUCGCCAGAACCCAGGAAUACUUCAGAGCAUAACCCGAGGCCUACACAGUGCCAUCCGAGAGUGCAAAUGGCAUUUUAGGAACCGACGCUGGAACUGCCCAACUGGAACUGGAAACCAAGUUUUUGGAAAGAUAAUUAACAGAGGCUGCAGAGAAACAGCUUUUGUAUUUGCCAUCACCAGUGCAGGAGUGACUCAUUCUGUAGCUCGCUCGUGCUCAGAAGGUUCCAUUGAGUCUUGCUCAUGUGACUACCGGAGAAGAGGUCCUGGAGGUCCAGACUGGCACUGGGGUGGAUGCAGUGACAACAUUGAAUUUGGCCGGUUCAUUGGAAGGGAGUUUGUGGACUCCAGUGAGAGAGGGAGAGACCUGAAAUACCUGGUAAAUCUGCACAACAACCAGGCUGGCAGAUUGACAGUGCUAACAGAGAUGCGUCAGGAAUGCAAGUGUCAUGGAAUGUCAGGAUCCUGCUCCCUCAGGACGUGCUGGAUGCGGCUUCCCCCCUUCCGUUCAGUUGGGGAUGCUUUGAAGGAUCGUUUUGAUGGAGCCUCUAAAGUCACCUACAGCAACAAUGGCAGCAAUCGAUGGGGUUCUCGCAGUGACCCACCUCACCUAGAACCUGAAAACCCCACACAUGCUCUGCCAUCAUCCCAGGAUCUUGUCUAUUUUGAGAAGUCUCCUAACUUCUGCAGCCCUAGUGAAAAGAAUGGAACUCCUGGAACCACAGGGCGAAUAUGUAACAGCACUUCAUUGGGACUAGAUGGAUGUGAACUCUUGUGCUGUGGUAGAGGAUACCGGAGUCUGGCUGAAAAAGUCACUGAACGGUGCCAUUGCACAUUUAACUGGUGUUGUCAUGUCACCUGCUUGAACUGUACUAGCUCACAGAUUGUCCAUGAGUGCUUGUGAUAUCC